AUGACCGAGCGCUACGACUGCCACUACUGCAAGGAGUCCCUGUUUGGGAAGAAGUAUGUCCUGAGAGAGGAGAAUCCCUACUGUGUGAAAUGUUACGAGAGCCUGUACUCCAACACCUGCGAGGAGUGCAAGAAGCCCAUUGGCUGCAACACCAGGGAUCUGUCAUACAAGGACCGUCACUGGCAUGAGGAGUGUUUCAUGUGCUUCCAGUGCAAGCGCUCGCUGGUGGACAAGCCCUUCUCCACCAAGGAUGAAAAGCUGCUCUGCACUGAGUGUUACUCCAAUGAGUAUUCAUCCAAGUGCCAUCAGUGCAAGAAAACCAUCAUGCCAGGCUCCAGGAAGAUGGAGCACAAGGGGAACAGCUGGCAUGAAACCUGUUUCACUUGCCAGAGAUGCCAGCAGCCCAUUGGCACCAAGAGCUUCAUCCCAAAGGACAACCAUAACUUCUGCGUGCCCUGCUAUGAGAAGCAGUUUGCCAUGCAGUGUGUGCACUGCAAGAAGCCCAUCACCACUGGUGGGGUGACCUACCGUGAGCAGCCCUGGCACAAGGACUGCUUCCUGUGCACUAGCUGCAAGCAGCAGCUGUCUGGCCAGAAGUUUACCUCUAGAGAUGACUUUGCCUAUUGUCUCAACUGCUUCUGCAACCUUUAUGCCAAGAAGUGUGCCUCCUGCACCACCCCAAUCAGCGGCCUUGGAGGCAGCAAGUACAUUUCUUUUGAGGAGCGCCAGUGGCACAAUGACUGCUUCAACUGUAAGAAGUGCUCUGUGUCCCUGGUCGGCCGUGGCUUCCUCACUGAACGUGAUGAUAUCCUGUGCCCAGAGUGCGGCAAGGACAUCUAAUUUGGUCUUAAGGACGACAAA
Messenger RNA from Centropristis striata (black sea bass), 861 nucleotides. It is a transcript of the gene fhl2a, whose product is annotated as four and a half LIM domains 2a. The record is from RefSeq and is a predicted model, not a curated record. Gene Ontology annotation, cellular component: nucleus; Z disc. The transcript has 5 exons. The coding region runs from base 1 to 840 and encodes 279 amino acids. Gene Ontology annotation, molecular function: transcription coregulator activity. NCBI's taxonomy places the organism in Eukaryota, Metazoa, Chordata, Actinopteri, Perciformes, Serranidae.